AAGGUGCACCAGUGCCCACAUUGUGCCUACACCACUACUCUGCUGCAUAACCUAAAGAGACAUAUCUUAAAGCAUACUGGUGAAAAGCCAUUUGCUUGCUCUUACUGCUCAUACACAACUACCAGAAAGGAACUCCUGAAUGAGCACAUCAACCUUCACACAGGAGAGAAGCCAUUCUCCUGCCCCUAUUGCACCUACAGUUCUUCCCAUAAAAACAUCCUCCGCAGACACAUGCGAGUCCACACAGGUGGAGCGGGAGGCUAAGUAUCAGUGGACUGAUGCCAGCAGACCAGAAGACAGGCAGGGCCUCGGCUCCACCAGUAAGGUGCAUCAGUGUCGCCACUGUGCCUACCACACGCCCGAUUCCUAUAAGCUGAAGAGACAUACCCUAAAGCAUACAGGGGAGAGGCCUUUUUUAUGCCCUUACUGUUCUUAUACCACAACUAGGAAAGAAUUUCUGAAUGAGCACAUAAACACACACACUGGAGAGAAGCCCUUUUCCUGCCCCCACUGCCCCUACAGCUCCUCUCACAAGAACAUCCUGCGGCGGCAUGUGCGGCGCCACACAACAGAGCAGCUCUCAUGUGCAUCCUGCCCCUUCCAGGCCAUUACUGAAGCUGAUCUAAAGAGUCAUAUGCUGAUGCAUGUAACAAAAAAACAAAAAGUAUAGGAUAGAUCCAAUUCAGUUCAUGUUUCUUUUUGUGUUGCAACUUUGAAUGGGAUGAAGUAUAGUAUUUAUUUUAUUGUUAAUCAUUGAAAUCUAGAGGCAGUAUCUGCCAAGAUAGUGAUGAAGAGAGAGAGUAUGAAAGCCCCCUGAAGUAUUCAUUGUUGUUAACUUAGAGACUUGUUUUUAUAUAUUUUUCAUUGUGAAAAUACUAUGUUUUUAAAUAAUAUGAACAGGAAAGAAAA
Messenger RNA from Scylla paramamosain (green mud crab), 909 nucleotides. Its product is annotated as chorion transcription factor Cf2-like. The record is from RefSeq and is a predicted model, not a curated record. NCBI's taxonomy places the organism in Eukaryota, Metazoa, Arthropoda, Malacostraca, Decapoda, Portunidae. Gene Ontology annotation, molecular function: RNA polymerase II transcription regulatory region sequence-specific DNA binding; DNA-binding transcription factor activity, RNA polymerase II-specific. The coding region runs from base 140 to 670 and encodes 176 amino acids. The transcript has 2 exons. Gene Ontology annotation, biological process: regulation of transcription by RNA polymerase II.